Carica papaya (papaya) is the source of this 920-nucleotide messenger RNA. Its product is annotated as large ribosomal subunit protein cL37-like. Gene Ontology annotation, biological process: plastid translation. The record is from RefSeq and is a predicted model, not a curated record. Gene Ontology annotation, cellular component: chloroplast thylakoid membrane. Lineage: Eukaryota; Viridiplantae; Streptophyta; Magnoliopsida; Brassicales; Caricaceae.
UUUAAGAUAUCAAUAUCAGUAAAAAAUAUUUAUUUAACAUGUAUAAUUUAAUUGCUUAAUUACAGUUAUUAAAAGUAAAUUGAUAAAAUUUUUAAAUGAAGUACUGAAUAGAAGUCCCAAGAGACUUCCGGAGAGGGAGAAGACGGAGUACACUUGCAAAUCGAAGCAUGGCUGUUCUCUUCUCCUCUCCACUCGCUUCUCUUUCUUCUUCUUCACCAUCGAUGCCUCUCGCAUUUACUGCUAACCUAGUUUCCCGGCUGUCUCUGAAGCCUAUGGCUUCCCACACUAAAUCUUUCAACGGGCUUUGUUUUCAAAUAACAUCGAUCGUCACCGGAAGGCAUGCGAUGAUCAUUAAAGCAUCUUCUUCUGAAAAUGAGUUAACGGAUUCGAAUGGUGGAAUUCCUAACUCAGAGAGUGACGACGAAGAGAGCUUGCCACUUGAUAAACUCCCUUUGGAGUCGAAGCUACAGCUGAAACUGGAGCAGAAGAUGAGGAUGAAAAUGGCCAAAAAGAUACGGCUUAGAAGGAAGAAGCUCGUUCGGAAGCGGAGGAUGAGAAAGAAAGGUCGAUGGCCUCCUUCGAAGAUGAAAAAGUCGAAGAACGUCUGAUCUCUUCAGGUUUAUUCUUCGCCUCCUUUCCUUCUACAACUCUGGAAUAUAAUUUACAAUUGUUUUGUGGUCAAAUUUGCUAAUCGAAUUCUCAGAAAGGAAUUGUUGAUAGGAAAACAAAUGAUUGGUUCAACUUAUGAAAUGUUUGUGAGAGAGGCUAGCAACUCUCCAGAGAAGCCAAGGGAUUAUAUAGAUGUGUUUCGGGAACAACUUUCUUGUGAUGUUUUGAUUCAAUUUCUACUUCUACUCUUCUUACUUAGAACACAAUCACCUCACUUUGAAUUUCCUUGUGGAUAAGAAUUCAAUUCCUAA